This is a messenger RNA of Cotesia glomerata, 2483 nucleotides long. RefSeq names its product zinc finger protein 143-like. Gene Ontology annotation, cellular component: nucleus. Lineage: Eukaryota; Metazoa; Arthropoda; Insecta; Hymenoptera; Braconidae. The transcript has 4 exons. The record is from RefSeq and is a predicted model, not a curated record. Gene Ontology annotation, biological process: regulation of transcription by RNA polymerase II; central nervous system development. Gene Ontology annotation, molecular function: DNA-binding transcription factor activity, RNA polymerase II-specific; RNA polymerase II cis-regulatory region sequence-specific DNA binding. The coding region runs from base 707 to 2191 and encodes 494 amino acids.
AAAUAAAAAAAUAAUCAAUUUUAUAUAUUGAUUCAUAUUAAUUUAUUAAACAUUAGCAUAACAAAAUAAACUGUGUAGGGCGAUAGGGCACCCGCGGGGUGCUGCAUACUUCGAGCAGGUAAUAAAUGAAAGUUAACCCGCAUGGAUAAGAAUGAAAAUCAAACAUAUCGAAAAUUAUCGUACAAUUACCGUACAAGACUCAUUUUAUCGUAACUUUUCGUCACAUAAUCAAAGUCGGAUGUACGAUCGUAUAAUGCUUCAAAUUAUGUGACGUUUACGAUAAUUAUGUGACGGAUGGGAACACUGUUACUGUACAAGUUUUUGAGUGAACUUGACGUUAACUUUGACCAAACUUUCUAUACUACAAGUAAUUUUAUAGUAAGUGUGGCUAUCAGGGGAUCAUUCGCUCUCUCUCUCUCUCUCUCUAAUACAGAGAGUUAAGCCUUCGCUUUUUCAAGUCUUAUGACAAUUUAUGUUAUUGAACAAUGAACUAAUAUAUAAAAGUGUUUAGAAUCUUUGCUGGUGUUUAUAAGACACUUUUAUCAUAAUAUUAUCAUUGCAAUGGAACAGCUGAUUUAAAAAAUGAAUGGUCAAAAGUUGAGCGCUAGAAUAGAUAAUUAUUUUGUUGGUGAUUUUAGCGAAAAAUAACCUAUAAAUUUUUAUUUAUCAACGUUUAUGACAUUUUUUGGAUUAUUUAUUUAAUGUCAUGUCUUUGGAAGAUGAUGGGACUACCAGGGAUCUUAUUUGUAAACCUAACUUUUCGCUUUUACAUCAAUCUAAUGAAACUUCCGAGGACGUGUUAGAAUGUUUAUCAGUGAUGGUAAACAACGAGGAGUCUCAAGUGCAAGGCAUACUAGUAAACGAGCACCCACUGCUAGGAGCGACGUUGACCGCAAUAACAUUGCCAGAUGGAAGCCAAGCUUUCGUCGCGAACGACCCGGAAGACCUGGAGCUAAAAAACCCCCUCGACAAAGCAACCCGUACAAUUUUAAUCAGCGAGCUCUCAAACUUAUCAAACACACCCGAGCAAUCGGACGCUGGAUCGUCGAACCAGGCAGAGAUUCCAGGUGUGGAAAUAAUAGACGACGCGACAACAACCUACAUGGUGACCAGUCACUCAGAGAACCAGCUCUGGGAACUGAGCGGUGAAAAAUGCGGCAAGUCGCCGAACAAGGAGAAAAUUUUCGUGAAGAAAAUAAGCCAAAGCGCGGCGAGUCAAAGAACUCAAUACCCGUGUCCGAGAGACGGCUGUGAAAAAGUCUACAGCACUUUGCAUCACCUGAAGGUCCACGAGCGAUCACACACCGGGCAGAAACCCUACGAGUGCACCUUCUCCAGCUGUGAUAAGAGUUUCUCGACCGGGUACAGCCUGAAAGCCCACUUGAGGACUCAUACUGGAGAAAAGCCUUACAAGUGCAGUGCUGAGUCUUGCAAUAAAAGUUUCAAGACCUCGGGGGACUUGCUGAAGCAUGUUAGGACCCACACUGGCGAGCGGCCCUUCGUCUGUCCUUAUGAAGGGUGCGGGAGGUCCUUUACUACUUCGAAUAUCAGGAAAGUUCACGUGAGGACUCACACUGGCGAGCGGCCUUAUCAAUGCAGCACUUGCAAUAAAGCCUUUGCUAGUGCGACUAAUUAUAAAAACCAUGUGAGGAUUCAUUCUGGGGAAAAACCUUACGCGUGUACUAUUGAAAACUGCGACAAACGCUUCACUGAAUAUUCUAGUCUCUACAAGCAUCACUUGGUUCAUACUCAGCAAAAACCUUUCGAGUGUAAGCUCUGCUUUAAAAGGUAUCGACAGAACAGCACUCUCGUGAUGCAUAAACGGACUGCUCAUGCUUUAGUUGAGGAUGGUGAUGAAGAGUUAAAUGGUGAUGGUGAUGAGAAUGAAGGUGAAAUUGAGACGGAAGAGAUUGAGGGGAUCGAGGGGAUUUUUGAGUCCAAUUGUGAUAAUUUGAGCAAUGAUCAAACUGAGGAAAAUGUAGGAAUAUUUUUGGCUAAGGAUUGUGAGCUGUUGAUAGAAGGAAGAAAUUCUGGAGAUAAUGCUACACAGAUACUUUUUGUUGGUGAUUCAACGCAAAUUGCUGUUUUGCAGCAUAUUAAUUUCGAAGAAGACUUCAAUGAAGCAGAAAUGGAUUCAACUUUAGAAGGACUGAACAUAAAGAUAGAAGAUAUGGAGUUUGGAUGGAAUUAAAUUAGAAAAUAAGUGUAAUAUAUUGUUGAAAUCGACUAAAUAAAUAUCCACGUUAACGAGGUUACGUCUUUAUUAUUUAUAAUUGAAUAAUCUUAAGAUUUUUAUUGAAGAUGAAUAAUAAAGACGAUAACGACGAAAUGAUAUUUCUUAAAAUAAUAAUAUGUGAUAUAUUUAGUUUUAUAUUGUAGUAAAAUAUGGAUUAGUUUUAUUAUGGAAUUCCCAGGUAAUCUUUGUAAUUAUAGAUUAUUCAAUCUUUGAAUUGAUAAAAAAUAAUAGCGUAAUAUUUUGCAAU